Messenger RNA from Owenia fusiformis, 600 nucleotides. The record is from the annotation of a GenBank genome assembly. NCBI's taxonomy places the organism in Eukaryota, Metazoa, Annelida, Polychaeta, Sabellida, Oweniidae.
ACAACAUCUAAGUGACACAGUCUUGUCGGCUUGUGAUGGUCACGAUUUCAAGAUUAUUAAUUUUAAGGAAAUUCAAGUAGGUUUUAUUUUGUAUAUUGGUGAUCUCAGAAGGAUGAGCCAACCAAUUACCAAGAUGUUCACGCUAUGCUUGAUUCUGAUUGGUCUAUUUGGGACGUGUAUCAGCUUAAAACAAUCAGAGGUGAAUAGUAUAAUGACUCUGAUGAAGGAAGUCAUUGACGCCGAUGCAGUCGAAAAUUUUGGACACUCCAUGUUGGCACCGGGAAUCGUGCGGCUAAUCUUCCACGAUUGUCUAGGAGGCUGUGACGGGUGUAUCGAUAAAAGUAAUGUCGGGAAUGCAGGGUUAGAACAAUACAUCGCACAACUUGAACCUGUUUAUGAGGAGAUUAUCAAUAACAUGGAGAUCCCUAUCUCUCAUGCUGAUUUCUGGACACUAGCGUCAAUUUAUGCGAUACAGCAUUGUAGCCGAGAAGAUCGCUUUAGUGACUACCUACCACAGCCAAGAUUUCGUUAUGGCCGCAAGGAUUGCGGAUCGACAUCCCCAUACACCGAAGAGCCCGGCAAGGUAUUUCCAGAUGGAAU